GUCCAAGAUGGCGGCCACCUUGACGAGGGGUCUGAGUGGUUUGCUGAGACCCUUGUCAUUGCUGGGCAGGGACUGCUUAACACAUGCGACAAGAACGGCACAAAUAACCUCCAGAUUCUCCACUUUCCAUCGAAAUGUCGCUCUUAGACCGCUGCCUCCAACUAGCGUUGUCCACUCUCCACAACAGAAUAUUUUACAGAGGGUUUCCCCCCUCAUACCAAACCUGAUGCUGCAACCUAGUAAGAACUUAACAUACUACAGCAUAAAGAAGGGAAAGAGGAAGACUGUGAGGUCUGUAGUCGCUCGCUUUCUCAGGCUCCACUGUGGGCUAUGGGUCAGGAGGAAGGCUGGAUACAAGAAAAAGCUGUGGAAGAAGUCUGCAGCCAGGAAGAAACGUUUAAGGGAACAUGUGUUCUGCAGUAAAACUCAGUGUAAAAAGCUGGACAAAAUGACCACAUCGUUCUGGAAGAGGAGGAACUGGUACCUCAAUGACCCCUAUCAAAAAUAUCAUGAUCGGGUCAACCUUGAUGUCUAAAACGGGUCCGGCCACGAGCUGUCUGAGGUUCACACACAUGGAGGAAUGCUAUCAUCAUGAGCGACUGCACUUGCUUUAAAUUUUCUGUUUUGUCAUUGUCAUGUAGACCACAUAAAACAAUACAUGUAAAAUGUGAUGAAUUAUUAUCAUUGGAAAGACCAAUGCAUGAAAAAAUAAAGCUGUUCAAAUCAGUGA
Molecule: messenger RNA, 730 nt
Organism: Chanos chanos (milkfish)
Lineage: Eukaryota; Metazoa; Chordata; Actinopteri; Gonorynchiformes; Chanidae
Gene: mrpl35
Product: mitochondrial ribosomal protein L35
Exons: 4
Coding region: 8-535 (175 amino acids)
Biological process (GO): translation
Cellular component (GO): ribosome; mitochondrion
Molecular function (GO): structural constituent of ribosome
Source: RefSeq, a predicted model, not a curated record